GAGCGCCGAGCACUACGACGACGCACAUCGGCGGGAUAAGGAAAAACUGGCCGAGGCGCGCACUGCCAUCCAAAAAAAAAGUGGAAAGAAACAGAAAAAAGUUAGAGAAUCGAGCGGAAAAAAGCGAAAAACGCACUCGAAAGAUACACUUUUCGGACGAAAUGUCUUCGCGGCGUGUGUGCAACAAACAUUUUGAUUAGGCAAUUAAUUGAGCAAAGUGCAAGUGCAGUGGGUGGAAAAUGUUUUAGACUCGGUGGUGCUGCUCGGUUGGCUCGCCAGAUUGCGACGGGGUCGUCGGGGUGCGGCGGCUUUUCCGGGGGGCGCAUGUGAAAAGCGCGUAAAGAAAAGACAUCAAUAGUCAAUUGUAAUUUAAAGAGUAGGGAAUCGAACGACCGCAAUGGGCAACGUGUGCAGUUCCGGCCAGAAGAAAAAGAAGGACAAGGACAGUGCCUCCGAAAAGUCCGACGACUCGCCUCCCUACCAGGAGGCGGAACAGAAGGACAACCUGAUCUCCACCGACUCGAGUGCUGGCGACGAGAAGCGUGCUCCUUUGGCGGCCGUGGAGGCGCUGCCGGAGGUGACGCCACUGCCAGAGGCCAAUGGAAACCAGCCGCAGGCCCAGAAGCAACAGCCGCCAACGGUCCCAGGCAAGGCAGGCGGGGCUGAUAAGGAUUCGAACAGCACCACACCUCAGGGGGCGCAGGCGCCCAGUGACGUGGCCAAUGCCAAUCCAGGAGCCGGGAACCUGAGCGUGCUGCAGGGCAAGCCGCCGCCCGGCCGGAAGAUUGAGCGGGACAAAAAGAUCGUGGUCUACAUCCUGGCCGACAACAGCACCGAGUACAAGAAGCACAAGCGCGUCGUCCACAGCCUGUACAAACACUUCAAGAGCAAGUGCCAAAGCCGUGGCUUCGACUUCAUCAUCGCCGAUGUCCACGACAGCGAGCCGGAAACGGAGCCGGGCAAUGGCAAUGCCCGCAAGGAUUUCUCGCGCCUGCAGGAGGUGAAGCGCUGGACACAGACACCGCUGGAGGCCCAGGGCGGUCACGAGGAGGCGGCCAACUGCCUGUGCGAGAUCACGCGCCACUCGGCCGGAGCGUAUGUGGUGCCGGUCCUCUUCCUGGGCGCCACCCUGGGCACUCCAAUGCUGCCGCUGACCAUAGAGAGCCAGGACUUCACCUCGGUGCUGGGCACCGCCAGUGAGGCAGAGCGCCUGCUCCUGGAGAAAUGGUACACCAUUGACAACUCCUACCAGCCGAUGUGCCACCGCCUCCAUGCCCAACAGGUGGACCCGUACUCCAGCCAGGCGAACGGAGAACUUAACGAGCUGCUUGCCGUCCUGUUGCGCCUCUUCUCCGACGACGUCAAGGACUCGUAUCUGACCACCGUGGUGGAGCAGGAGAUAAACAACACUGUGCUGAUAAGUCAGGAGCUAGCCAAGCGGUGCAUAUGGAUACAGACAGGCAACCAGAUGGCGCGACUGCCGGAUAAUGCCAGCCAGUUGGAGCAGGAGGUGCAGCGGCGCAUCAGUCAUGUUUAUUCCGGUCUCAAGAACCAGUUGAGCGAGAAGAACCUCAUCCGGCUGCUGCCCACAAUGAGCAUUCUGGACGAGGAGCUUUCGGCUGUGAUCGAGAGCCUGCUGGACAAGGUUCUGGCCGGGAUCUUCGAGGAGCACCAGCAGAAGAGCAGCAUUCCGUACAACACGCUGGGCGUGGACCGGGUGCUGCUCGAGGAACUUCGCCUGGUGGGCCACUACUCGAAGCUGCUCGCCCAGAACUCGGCCAACUUCGACAUUAUGAACGACGUGAAGCGCUACAUCCGGGACAGCACCGCCCAACCGCUGGUCAUAUCCGGCGCCCGGGGUAGCGGCAAGAGCGUCCUGGUCUCCAAGAUCAUGGAGAACGUGCACCGAUGGAAGCCGGAAGCCCAGCUCAUACUGAGAUAUGCCAAUCUCAGUGCCCGCUCCUCGGAUCUCACCUCACUGCUGGGUUCAAUGGCCAACCAGAUGUCCGUCCUGGAGACAGGUCAUCAAUGCCAAGUGCCACACACACUAGAGGCUUAUGCUCGUGUUAUCCGCGAGAUCCUGGAGCGACAGCAGCGCUUCUUUGUGCUGAUCAUCGACGGUGUGGACGAACUGCAGCGGGAGGAACUUCUCGAUUGGAUUCCCCAGCAGCUGGGCAGUGCCAAGCUGAUCCUCACCGUCAGCGAGCUGGCGGAUGAGGGCGAGGACGUGGACGGGACGGAGGCUGGGCAGGACUCCUUUGAUAUGCUCGCCGCGCUGGCGCAGUUGGGCAUACCACAGCGGUGCUUCCUGAAGCUGCGACAAUUUACGGAGCGCCAGUGGCACGACAUCCUCAGUUCCGGUGGCGGCGACUUCUAUGCGGCCAACGGUGCGCUCAAGCUGCCCGACGAAUGGAAGACGCUGCACGGCAAGACUCCGUAUCACGCCAAGUCCUUGUGGUGGCUCGCCUGGCUCGGGCAUGUGGCCCAGCCGAUCAGUGAGAUCGGGGAGAUCUCCGGCCGUAUUUUGCAGGUGCUCGAGUCCAAGUUUGCCGCCGAUCAGGUGGAACUGCUGCUGCUGAUCGUCCGACUGUCGCCGUGGGGCAUCCGCGAGAGCGACUGCCUGGGAGUGUUCCAGAAAAUGACGCAGCUGGAGGCGCAGGUCGCCUUUAAGGUCUGGUCCAAGUUCUGCUGGCUGAUGGGACCAAUGCUGUUAGAUCUUAAGAAUAUUAGGAUAGCGGACAGGAGCUUUGGACGAGCGGUCCUGGCGAGGUACGCGCAGAAACAGUGGCUGGUACAUGAAGCGCUGCGGGACUACUUCGACCGGCAGGACAGCGAGUUCAAGGGUAGCCAGGGUGCCAACACCUACAAUUACCAAAAGUACUUAAAACUGCCUUAUCAUCACUUCUGUGCCGUGAUUGAGGACAAUCCGGCGCCGCACAAGAUAGACAUACUCUUCAACUGCUUUUACUUUACGGACCUGCAGUGGAUCGCCAACAAGGUGCACGCCACGGGACCGGAGCACCUGCUGCACGACAUCCUGCAGGCGGAGUGGCUGGCCAAGUCAGGCGGCGAGUACUGCCCCCCUGGCUACGUGCACAUCCAAUUCCUCAAGCAAUUCCUCGAGCAGUACCUCCACGAGCUGAGCUACGAUGGCCAGCAGUUCUACACGCUGAUGAAGUACUAUCUGAAAACUCGCUUCAGGGAGGCACCGGAGCUGAAGGACGACGAGAAGAUACGCUCCUGGUGGGAGUACACCAACGAGCUGGAGUUCGCCUUUCUGGAGAUCCUGAACGCAGAUCUGGAUGCGGAGAAUUGCAAUCAGUCGGAGGUUGAUGCUCCAGCUUCGGAGCCCGUCAAGGGAUACGAUGUCCUGAUGAAUCUGCCCCAGCCCGGCUGCUAUGUGGCCUCCAUGUGCACCGAGCGAGCUGAGAUUUGCAUCUGGGAUGUGAAGAACUGCUGCCGCAUCCGUGAACUGCAGGGCAUCCAGCAGCCGACGGCCAUGUGUCCUGUGGGCAACUAUGAGGCCGCAGUCCUUUGUCGCCGAGAGAUCAGGGUCAUUAAUCUGGACGAGGGAAAGUUUAAGGUUACUCUUAAGGGCGUGAUGAACCAAAAGAUGCCAUAUUUUGGUCUGCAUGAUCAGAACCACUUGGUUUGUCUGUCCCGGAACCGGAUGUAUGUGAAUCUGAUGAAUCUGGAGUCGGGCGACUGUGUGACCACAUUCAAGGCGGGCGAGGACCGCUUUCUCAAUUCCCUUUUGGUCUCCGGAGAUGGACGGAUCUUGGUGUGCGGCGACGAGACCCAGAAGCCUUUCCCCCUGCUCGUCUGGCACCUUUCCCAGCGCAAGCUGCUCUACGACCUCCGAAUCCCCCACCACGACUUCAUCACCUCCCUGUCGGCGAUCACCCACGAGGGCUCCUACGUUUGCGUGGUGGCCAAGGAGCUGAACGAGCCCACGACGCCCAACUUCAUUGUGGUAUACGACCUGCAGAGCGGCACUCUGUUCAAGAAGUGGAAGCCCACCUGCAACACCGUCUCGCUGGCCAUCUCCCAGGUGAACGCCUGCGUCAUCGCUGGCCUCGAGGAUGCCAAAAUCCUGAUCUGGGACCUGGUCACGGGCAACUGCAAGAGCACCCUGAUCGGCCACAAUGCUCCGGUGACGUUCUUGAAGCUGGAUCCGCUGGGCAAGGUGCUGCUCUCCUACGACAAGGAGGGACGCGACUCUGCCGUCCGCAUGUGGGAGUUGAAUACAGCCAAAUCCCUGGCCGUGUUCAAGCCGCCGGCGCAGGUGAGCACCUGUGAGAUCCUGCCGAACGGGGCCUACGUGGUGCUGGCUCUCAAGGAUCGCAACUCGCUGUUGACCCUGGCUUUGAAGAACUACGGCGACGGAUCGGUUGCUGCCCUGGACGAUGACUGCGGCACCAUCUACGGCAAUCCGGACAACCAGCACAAAGUUUUCGACUUGAGUAAUUAAAUCAAUUAACGCUAGUUAUCAUUAUUCAAAUUAUAAAUGAAACCUAACAGGGGAGAGCUUGAGAAAGGCAUAACUCUGAAUUAUUAUAAAUAUGGCAAACAAAUUUCUCAUGCAUAAUUCAUUAGAUGUAUGUAAAAUUCUUUGAGCAAAUCUUACCAAAUGUACAAAGCAAAGGAAAUCCAAAGAAAAUUAAAAAUUUCGAAAAUCUACUCA
Drosophila biarmipes is the source of this 4684-nucleotide messenger RNA. RefSeq lists its product as uncharacterized. The transcript has 10 exons. The record is from RefSeq and is a predicted model, not a curated record. The coding region runs from base 398 to 4471 and encodes 1357 amino acids. NCBI's taxonomy places the organism in Eukaryota, Metazoa, Arthropoda, Insecta, Diptera, Drosophilidae. Gene Ontology annotation, molecular function: ATP hydrolysis activity; protein binding.